Molecule: messenger RNA, 7302 nt
Organism: Enhydra lutris kenyoni (northern sea otter)
Lineage: Eukaryota; Metazoa; Chordata; Mammalia; Carnivora; Mustelidae
Product: afadin, adherens junction formation factor
Exons: 33
Coding region: 37-5502 (1821 amino acids)
Biological process (GO): signal transduction; regulation of protein localization
Cellular component (GO): adherens junction
Molecular function (GO): cell adhesion molecule binding
Source: RefSeq, a predicted model, not a curated record
CCGCGGCGGCGCGGGCCGAGGAGCGCGGCCGGGAGGAUGUCGGCGGGCGGCCGCGACGAGGAGCGGCGGAAGCUGGCGGACAUCAUCCGGCACUGGAACGCCAACCGGCUGGACCUGUUCGAGAUCAGCCAGCCCACCGAGGAUUUGGAGUUCCAUGGAGUGAUGAGAUUUUAUUUUCAAGAUAAAGCUGCUGGAAACUUUGCAACGAAAUGCAUUAGGGUGUCUAGUACUGCUACCACCCAGGAUGUCAUCGAGACGCUGGCGGAGAAAUUCCGGCCUGACAUGCGGAUGCUGUCGUCCCCCAAGUACUCCCUCUAUGAAGUGCACGUCAGUGGAGAAGAAAGAAGAUUGGAUAUAGAUGAGAAGCCCCUUGUUGUUCAGUUGAAUUGGAAUAAGGAUGAUCGAGAGGGCAGAUUUGUUCUUAAGAAUGAGAAUGAUGCCCUUCCUCCUAAGAAGGCUCAAAGCAACGGACCUGAAAAGCAGGAGAAAGAAGGUGUUAUCCAGAACUUCAAGAGAACUCUCUCAAAGAAAGAAAAGAAGGAGAAAAAGAAGAGAGAAAAAGAGGCAGUGAGGCAGGCAUCUGAUAAGGAUGAUGGGCCUUUCCAGGGGGAUGACAUUGAGAAUUCCCGUCUGGCCGCUGAGGUUUACAAAGACAUGCCGGAGACCAGCUUUACGCGAACGAUUUCGAAUCCGGAGGUCGUCAUGAAGCGGCGCCGGCAGCAGAAGCUGGAAAGGAGGAUGCAGGAGUUCCGGAGCUCGGACGGGCGGCCGGACUCAGGUGGAACAUUGAGAAUUUAUGCAGAUAGUUUAAAACCAAAUAUUCCAUACAAGACAAUCCUGCUGUCUACCACGGACCCUGCAGACUUUGCUGUGGCUGAAGCUUUAGAGAAAUACGGUCUGGAGAGAGAAAACCCAAAGGAUUACUGCAUUGCCCGGGUUAUGCUUCCUCCUGGAGCCCAGCAUUCUGAUGAAAAAGGUGCUAAAGAAAUUGUCCUUGAUGACGAUGAGUGCCCUUUACAGAUCUUCAGGGAGUGGCCGAGUGACAAAGGGCUUUUAGUCUUUCAGUUGAAGAGGAGGCCACCAGACUAUAUCCCAAAGAAAACUAAGAAACACGGCGAUGGGAAGCUGGCGAAGGGCAAGGAGAAAGUGGAGGGGUCAGGCUAUGGCUCUGCACUUCCGCCCGAGAAGCUGCCCUAUUUAGUAGAGCUAAGCCCAGGGAGAAGGAAUCACUUUGCCUGCUACAACUAUCACACUUACGAAGAUGGCUCGGACUCCAGAGAUAAACCCAAGCUUUACCGCCUUCAGCUGAGCGUCACCGAGGUUGGGACGGAAAAGUUCGACGAGGACUCCAUCCAGCUCUUUGGAUCAGGAAUUCAGCCCCAUCACUGUGACCUCACAAACAUGGAUGGAGUGGUCACUGUCACGCCAAGAAGCAUGGACGCUGAGACUUACGUGGAAGGACAGCGCAUCUCAGAGACGACCAUGCUGCAGAGUGGGAUGAAAGUGCAGUUUGGGGCCUCACAUGUGUUCAAGUUUGUGGACCCCAGCCAGGACCACGCUCUGGCAAAGAGAUCUGCGGAUGGGGCCCUGACGGCCAAGGCUCCCAGACAAAAGCCUGGAAUUGUUCAAGAGACAACUUUCGAUUUAGGCGGAGAUGUUCACAGCGGAACAGCGUUACCAACAAGCCAGAGCGCCACGAGGCUGGACGGCGACCGGGCAGUGCCUGCCUCCGGCUCGGCGGAGCGUGGGAUGGUGAAGCCGAUGAUCAGAGUGGAGCAGCAGGACCGCCGGCAAGAGAGCAGAACUCAGGACGCUCCUGGGCCCGAGCUGGUACUGCCUGCGAGCAUCGAAUUCAGGGAGAGUUCUGAAGAUUCAUUUUUAUCUGCCAUCAUAAACUAUACUAAUAGCUCUACAGUCCAUUUUAAGUUGUCCCCUACAUAUGUGUUAUACAUGGCGUGUCGGUAUGUAUUGUCCAGCCGGUGCAGACCCGACGCCAGCCCCAGCGAGCGCGCUCACAGAGUGACCGCCACGGUCCACAAGAUGGUGAGCAUGAUGGAGGCGGUGAUCCAGAAGCAGAAGAAUAUUGCAGGAGCACUUGCCUUCUGGAUGGCCAACGCGUCUGAGCUGCUCAACUUCAUUAAACAGGACCGAGAUCUUAGUCGAAUCACACUGGACGCCCAAGACAUUUUAGCACACUUGGUUCAGAUGGCGUUUAAAUACCUAGUUCACUGUCUUCAGUCAGAACUGAAUAAUUACAUGCCAGCCUUUCUGGAUGACCCUGAAGAGAACAGCCUGCAAAGACCAAAAAUAGAUGACGUCUUACACACGCUCACGGGAGCCAUGUCUCUGCUGCGGCGCUGCCGAGUCAACGCGGCCCUGACCAUCCAGCUCUUCUCGCAGCUCUUCCACUUUAUCAACAUGUGGCUCUUCAACCGGCUGGUCACCGACCCCGAGUCGGGGCUGUGCUCCCACUACUGGGGGGCGAUUAUCCGCCAGCAGCUGGGACACGUGGAAGCCUGGGCGGAGAAGCAGGGCUUGGAGCUGGCGGCGGAUUGCCACCUCAGCCGCAUAGUGCAGGCAACCACUCUGCUCACAAUGGACAAGUACUCAGCGGAGGACAUUCCGACCGUCAACAGCACGUGCUUCAAGCUGAACUCCCUGCAGCUGCAGGCCCUGUUACAGAACUACCACUGCGCGCCCGACGAGCCCUUCGUCCCUGCGGACCUGAUCGAGAACGUGGUGGCUGUGGCCGAGAACACGGCGGACGAGCUGGCGCGCAGUGACGGCAGGGAGGUGCAGCUGGAGGAGGACCCUGAUCUGCAGCUGCCUUUCCUGCUGCCAGAAGACGGCUACUCUUGCGACGUCGUCAGGAACAUUCCCAACGGCCUGCAGGAAUUCUUAGACCCUCUGUGCCAGAGAGGAUUUUGUAGGUUAAUUCCUCAUGCACGCUCACCAGGCACCUGGACGAUCUACUUUGAAGGUGCAGAUUACGAGAGCCACCUUCUGCGCGAGAGCACGGAGCUGGCUCAGCCUCUGAGGAAAGAACCUGAAAUCAUCACUGUGACUCUGAAAAAGCAAAACGGGAUGGGUCUCAGCAUUGUCGCAGCGAAGGGCGCUGGUCAGGACAAACUCGGAAUCUACGUCAAGUCUGUUGUAAAAGGAGGCGCUGCGGAUGUGGAUGGACGCCUGGCUGCGGGCGACCAGCUCCUCAGCGUGGACGGACGGAGUCUGGUAGGACUCUCUCAAGAAAGGGCGGCAGAACUCAUGACAAGAACAAGUUCUGUGGUGACGCUAGAAGUAGCAAAGCAGGGAGCAAUUUAUCACGGCCUGGCCACCUUGCUCAAUCAGCCGUCCCCCAUGAUGCAGAGAAUUUCAGACCGUCGUGGCUCAGGUAAACCCCGACCAAAGAGUGAAGGUUUCGAGCUCUAUAAUAAUUCAGCCCCAAACGGAUCACCUGAGAGCCCUCAGCUGCCGUGGGCAGAAUACAGUGAACCUAAGAAACUGCCGGGUGACGACAGACUGAUGAAGAACCGGGCCGAUCACCGCUCCAGCCCCAACGUGGCAAAUCAGCCUCCGAGCCCCGGAGGGAAGAGCACGUACACCCCCGGAACAACCGCCAAGAUCACGUCCGUCUCCACCGGGAACCUCUGCACGGAGGAGCAGACCCCCCCACCGAGACCGGAGGCCUACCCCAUCCCCACACAGACGUACAGCCGGGAGUACUUCACCUUCCCUGCCUCCAGAUCCCAGGACCGGGUGGCGGCUCCUCAGAACCAGUGGCCAAGUUACGAGGAGAAGCCGCACAUGCACACAGACAGUAAUCAUUCCAGUGUCGCAGUUCAGCGUGUUACCCGUUCCCAAGAAGAACUUCGGGAGGACAAAGCUUACCAGCUAGAGCGGCGUCGAGUCGAGGCGGCCUUGGACCGCAAGUCCGAUAGCGACAUGUGGAUCCAUCAGAGCCCCUCCGUGGGCUCCAGCGCCUCCAGCCAGGAGCACCUGGACCACUCCUCCAAGUCAGGCACCCCCGCGUCCACUCUGACCAAAAGUGGCCCUGGGCGCUGGAAGACGCCAGCCGCCGUGCAGCCUGUGCCAGUGGCCGUGUCCCAGCCGGUCCAAACAGACCUGCCCCCACCGCCCCCGCCGCCUCCCACGCACUAUGCCGGGGACGUGGACGGAAUCCCUGUGGACUUGCCUCUCCCUCUGCCUCCCGCCGGCCAGACGGGACCCGCCGCCGCCCAGGCGGCGGCCGCAGAGCGCAGGAAGCGGGAGGAGCACCAGCGCUGGUAUGAGAAGGAGAAGGCCCGGCUGGAAGAGGAGCGGGACAGGAAGCGCAGGGAGCAGGAGCGGAAGCUGGGCCAGAUGCGCUCCCAGUCCCUGAACCCAGCCCCGUUUUCCCCGGGGACCGUCCCCCACGUGAAGCCGGAGAAGCCCUCCGCGCUGCAGAGGCCCCAGGAGACGGUCAUUCGGGAGCUGCAACCCCAGCUGCAGCCGCGCACCAUCGAACGCAGAGACCUGCAGUACGUCACGGUCAGCAAGGAGGAGCUGUCGUCGGGAGACAGCCUCUCCCCGGACCCGUGGAAGCGGGACGCCAGGGAGAAGCUGGAGAAGCAGCAGCAGAUGCACAUCGUGGACAUGCUGAGCCGCGAGAUCCAGGAGCUGCAGAGCAGGCCUGAGCGCAGCGCGGAGGAGAGCGACCGCCUGCGGAAGCUCAUGCUGGAGUGGCAGUUCCAGAAGAGGCUGCAGGAGUCCAAACAGAAGGACGAGGAGGAUGAGGACGAGGAGGACGACGACGUGGACACCAUGCUGAUCAUGCAGCGCCUCGAGGCUGAGCGGAGAGCGAGGGACGAGGAGCGGAGGCGCCAGCAGCAGCUGGAAGAGAUGCGCAGGAGGGAAGCCGAGGACCGCGCCAGGCAGGAGGAUGAGCGGCGCCGCCAGGAGGAGGAGAGAACAAAGCGUGAUGCUGAAGAAAAGAGGCGACAGGAAGAAGGCUACUACGGCCGCCUGGAAGCUGAGAGGCGCAGACAGCACGCUGCAGCCGAGCGCAGGGUGCUGGAGCCCGAGGAGCCGGGUCUGUGCAGACCUCCGCUUCCGCGGGGCUAUGAGCUCCCGUCGCCGACCCCUCCGGCUUCCGCCCCUCCUCCCCCGCCUCAGCGGACCGCCUCCUCCCUCCAGGCCCCGGCCCUCUCCCCAGACUCCCUGUACACCGCCAGGCUCGUUUCGUACCACGAGGAGGAGGAGGAGGAGGAGCCCUGCAGUCUGGCAGGACCCAACUCUUACAUGGGAUCGGCUGGGACAGCUGUUGGGGCCCAUGAUGCUUACCGGGAUCCGAGAGAGAGACCGUCUAAAAGCCACGAUGCGGACUUGCCCGGAAGCUCGGGAGCCCCUGAAAACUUGACAUUCAAAGAGCGCCAGCGUCUUUUUUCACAAGGUCAAGAUGUGUCCAACAAAGUCAAAGCCUCUCGUAAAUUGACAGAACUGGAAAACGAACUGAACACAAAAUGAGCCGAGGAUGAGGUGCCCGGGCCACCCCAGGGUCCUGGGGGUGUGGCUCCGGAGGACAGGCUCGGCGAGGAGGCCACACCGGCAUGCCCGAGUCACCGAAGCGCCAUUUUGGAGUCGGCUGGGCCCCAAAGACGGUCCUGUUCCAAGAAGUUCUUUUCUUUCACCAAGAGAUGAUCAUUUAUACGAUGUAAACACUGUCUCAUUUCUUAAUUACCUGACUCACAGGAAGAUAAGUUUUUUGUUUCUUUUUUUAAAGUCUGAGUGGGAGACGGGAGAAUGCUGGGCAGGAGAGCACAGUGGGGACAUGUCUUCCCCCCAGCCCUGCGUGUCGCAGAGGCCGUGUGCGUGCUGUGUCGUUCACGAUGCUGCGGCCGUGGGGUGGGGACCAGCUUGAACUGCCCAGACCUUGUUUGCACUAUGGGGGAGCAGCUGCAGACCACGUGCCCAGAGGGUGACCUGUCCCCUUCCAGGAGAGAGAGCCUCUGGGGGACCGCCCCCUCACCUGCCCCCCAUGGGUGGUCGCCAGGCAGCUCAGACCCACAUGGCCCAAAAGGGAGGUGGUGCCUGUCAGGCCCCUGCCCCUGUCCUCCUUCCCUCUGGGGACAGCCCUCCUGGGAUUUCUACAUACAUGAUUUUUUAAAAAAUGCUCCAAGAAGACAAUUUUGAGGAUUUAAGCUUAGGAUAUUUUAUUUUUAUAAAUGCCAGAGUAUUGUUAGGCUAAUAAAUCAUUGGUGAUUUUGAAGAUGGCAGUUAAGUUAGUUCACAGAAGAUUUCGACUCUUCAGGGGCCCCUGAAACAAGGAUGUUUAUCUGGGCCGUAUUGAUGUGGAGAGAAACGGAAGCAUCUGAGAGGGAUGGGUGGUUAGGGACGCCUGAGCACGGGGCUGCAGAGGAGGGCCGAGUUGCGGCCGCGGGCUGUCCCGGAUGGAAGGCUCGUUGACAUGUGGUGUCUGUGACUGAAAAUGUCGGACAGACUCGUGCGGCAGUUCAAGCCUUUUUUUUUUUUUUUUUUUUUUAACAUCAAAUAGAAAGUUAUUUAAUAUUCAUGUGAGUCACUGGUGAUCACUGUUGUCUCCCCAGCUGUGACCGUGUGGCUGAUGCUGGGGAGACGGAGCUCACUGGGUUUCAUCCCGUGUGCUCGGACAGUGCUGAAUUACCUUGUGGUAAUGAGCAGACCUCUUAUGUGACAAGCCCUGCUGUAGGAUCUCCAUGAUUCUUCUCUACCAGAUUGUUCUCUUACAGAUACGUAUGUUAGGGAAAUGCACACUUUCAAGUAGAAGAGGGAGGCUUUCUAGCCGUAGAAAUCACUUUAAUGAGAGCUGCACGAUUAAUCACUGAAAUGUGAGUGUAAAUAUUCUUAUGUCGAUCAGGGUUCUUAUCUGGAAGUGUGCUCUCACCAUUCCCCUUGUCUAAGGGAGUCACGCGGUGGCACUAAGUGUUGAUGAAGGAUGUGGGUGUCUGCUCUGGAGGCUUCAGGAAAAGCAGGCCCUACCCGGGGCACUCGCGAACACUGGCCACCUUACAGGGACGAAAUCCACGCUUUCUUUGACGAAAAGACACAGAUGAGUGACUUUUCUGUUAAUACACACACCUAAGUACCUGCAAGUACAUGUAAAUCCUGGCAUACGGGGGUGUGUGUGCGUGUGUCGUCAGGCCUGUGAGCAGGUGGGCCGGGCUGCCCUUGAGUGAUGGGUCAGAUGUGAACACGUGCUUUUCAGGACUGUGCGUCACUGUGGCCGUCACAGCUGCUGUACCUCCCCAUUUCUACUGUGCUUCAUCUGCAAUCUAUUUUUAAUAAACU